Molecule: messenger RNA, 2790 nt
Organism: Phalacrocorax carbo (great cormorant)
Lineage: Eukaryota; Metazoa; Chordata; Aves; Suliformes; Phalacrocoracidae
Source: RefSeq, a predicted model, not a curated record
UCUCAUUAACAUUAGAUGCUGUCUUGCUAUUUUGUUGCUUGUCUGAGAAGUUAGUGAUUCCUCUUGUUAUACUGUUCAAGUGAAUUUAUUUGUUUUGGGAAGGAGGACCAUUUUUUUCUAAUAUCAUAAUUUCAGUUAAAUGUUUCUGUAGAGUCCUGCUUUUCUUGAGUUACUAACCAAUUUUCAUCUAUGCAAAUCCUAGAACGCUAAGUUCAUUCUUCUGAACUGCAUUGCAUUAACAUGGGGUUACUGAAUCUUGGAAAACAUUUUUCUGUGUAUAAUGGCAUUGCAAAAAGCUGAAUGCUGUUCAGAAGGUAAUUGCUUAUUAAGGUGAUUCUCUUUCUGUCACUCAGGAUGGGUUAUAGAUUUCCCAAGAGACUGAUUUUCUUUCUGAAUGUAAGUAUGCCUACAGUCACUGUAUGUUAAAUGUGAACUGCACCGAAGUGCCUGUCCAAAUGUCCCUGUUUAAUUCAGAGUUUGUAUUGGUGGAAUGUUUUCUCCAAAACCAAAACAGAGUCAGACAUCAUGCUAGUACUGAUUUUUUUUCAACUUGUCAAUUGAAGAAUAGAAAAUGUCCAAAGAGAUUUCAGUGUUAGCAAGGAUGAAGUGAAGCUGGUCUGUUCAACGUCUUCCUGGCCAUUCUCCACUGCCGGCAUACUUGUUUGCUUUCUCUAUCCUUGGCUGUAAACAGUGCGAAAAAGAAAUGUGACGAAUCUGUCUAAACAACUUGUCUCUUUCCAAAUCCACAUCCCAUUUUUCAAUUUACUUUUUCUGUAAAGCCUAUUAGGACUGUUACAAUAGUGAGGCAUCAGGGAAGAAAUCCCUUUGUCAUUCUUUUGCAGAAGAAUAGAGGACUUGACACUACAGACUGUAACUGUGGCAAGGCUUUUCCUGCCAGUAGCAUAUAAGCUAGUUAUUCCACUAUUUAAAAAAAAUAAUCCAUGUAUUUUACAAAUAUUGAAUUUUAAAGAUUAAUCAAAUUUUGUAUUAUAGUCCAUGUUGAUAAUGCAGAUUAUAAGCUCAUGCAGGAGCAUCUGCUUCUGUCUUUGUCUAGAUGGAGAUUAUCCCUUAAUCAUGCAGGGUCCAGGUGUCCAUUUUCAGAUUUGUUGACUCAGGAAAGCUGGAGAUAGCAUUAAAGGCCAAUGACGUUAUACUGUAGCUACAUUUAGGUUGUUGCUCCUCUGAACAAGAACAACUCUUUCUUCAACCACCCAGUGAAAAGAAUGGCAAGAAGAAAUGUCCUCAUUACAGGUUGCUCCUCAGGAAUUGGACUGGCCUUAGCUGUAAAAAUGGCAAAAGAUGAGCAGAAAAGAUUCAAAGUGUAUGCCACAAUGCGGAAUCUGGCCAAGAAAGAGCCACUUGAGGAAGCUGCAGGUCACAGGCUGGGCAAAACCCUCGAAAUUAAACAACUGGAUGUCUGUGAUGAACGAUCUAUUAAAACCUGUGUGAAUAGUAUCCCUGACAGAAGGAUUGAUGUCCUAGGCAACAAUGCUGGAAUGGGGCUCAUUGGACCUAUUGAAUGUCAGACCAUAGAUGAAAUGAAAACCGUGAUGGAUACCAACUUCUUUGGACUAGUUCGACUCCUGAAGGAGAUUUUGCCUGACAUGAAGAGGAGAAAGAGCGGGCAUAUAGUUAUAAUAAGCAGUGUCAUGGGAAUACAAGGUAUAUUAUUUAACGAUGUCUAUGCUGCGUCUAAGUUUGCUGUGGAAGGAUUCUGCGAAAGUUUAGCUAUACAAGCACUCAAGUUCAAACUGCAGUUAAGUUUGAUUGAACCAGGCCCAGUGGUUACAGAGUUUGAAAGAAAAGUGUUUGAAGAUGGAAUGAAAAUGGAUCUUUCAGCUGCGGAUGAGGAAACAGCUGAGAUGUUUACUAAUAUUUACCUGAAAAAUUACAAACAAAUUUUCCAGAGCCUGGGACAAAGUGCUGAGGAUGUUGCAGAGCAUACAGUAAAGAUAAUUCUUGCAGAAAAUCCACCUUUUCGCCAUCAGACUAAUACGCUGUAUACUCCGAUGACAACCCUGAAAUACGCAGACCCAAAUGGAGAUCUACCCAUUGAUAUAUUCUACAAAAUGGUUUUUCAUCAUGACAAAAUCUUCAGUGCAAGUCUUAACAUUAUCAAAUUGCUAAGGUGGAGAAGUAGGAAGAGCUUUGACCUGGGAAAACCUUCACAAUAAGUAUGAGAUUAUAUAGCGCAAAUUGGAAUUACUUCUUGUGGCUACUGAUAAUGCAGUAUGUUGUUAUUCAAAUGCCUUUGCUCUGUAAUUAUGAAAAGGCAUUCAAGAUGCGUAUCUGAGCUUCGCUAAGAUAUUCAGCUCAAUGCAUUUAUUUUGAACUUUACAGUUUGCAGAACCUUGAAAUUAAAAUCCUCUAACAAUAGGUUUAUUCUACUUAAUGUUUCCUCUUUGCAGAGAUCUGUUUUCAUGGGAACAUGAACAUUGACUGAUACUCACGUGUUCAAUAUUACCCUGAUCCCCUUCACGUAUCAGAAUAGAGAUGUGUACUGUACAUAAAUGAUUUAGAUUCUUAAUAUCAUAAAAUAUUUUUUACUUAUUAGAAUCUUUUUACUUAUUAGAAUAUAGUAGAAUUAGUACAGUAAACCCUCAAUCACAAAAGCAUUCUCAUUUUCAGAAAUCAGAUCUACUUAUCAGUAACAUAAGAGAAAGUCUCAUCAGUCUUAAAAUGUCACAACUAGAAUAUUUAUUAUUCAGAUAUGUAUAAUAUUCUGAAUGCUUCCUUUAUAUGCAAUGGUUACUGGCAUAUUACACAUAGUGGACAAUAAAAUGUUCUUUU